AUGAACAUCCAGGAACAAUGUGUAUCGACCUCAGUGCGUUAUCGUCACUAUAAAGCCCAAGAUUAUGACGAUGUGGUGGAGCUAUGCAGAAACGUUUACGGUGGCAAAGAUUAUCUCCCCAGGAUUCUGGAGGCCUUGCCAUCCGACCCCUUAUGUUCACCAAGAGUUAUUUGCCAGGGAGACAAGGUGGUAGCUUUUUGCAAUUUGCGAUUCUUGGAGAGCGAUGCUGACUCUCACCAUGUCGCUUACAUUGAAGCAGUUCGAGUGUCGGAAGACAAUCGCCGUCAAGGCCUGGCGACUCGCAUCGUCCAGGAGACCAUGGACAGUGAAAUCGCCCGUGUCAACUCCCCAAAUCCUGUUCGCUUCUUAUCAACGACAGGGCACGACAGCGUCGCCAUGCCGACCAUUUUUGAAAGAGCCGGCUGGGCACGCCGUGGCCUCUCACUCAUCUGGCCCUCAGAUGCCAACUGCAACGCUAUUAGGAAUUCUAGUGCAGAUGUGCGAGGUCGAUAUUUGGAUUUGCUCAAAGUGUCGUCGUUUAUUCCACUAGCCGCCAAACAAUGUAUAUCGCGCUGGAGACAACUACACGAUUCACGAGACAUUCUUCUAGCAUUACAGGAUCUUCGAGCCCGUGGUGGCUGUUUCUUGCUACCACAAUACUAUUCCCUAAAUACCGCUACAGGAGCCUCAAAGUUUCUGCAGUCCCAAUUUUCAAAACAGGAGCGUCGCGAAGUAUGGAGGCUGGAGAGGGACGACAGACCGCCUGUAACAAUCUUCAUUUCCGUCAAAACUGCAGCUCCAUCAAAUCAGCAGCCGGACCAAUUCGUUUCGGUCUGCGCUGCAGACGUCUCCGGCGUCGAAUGCUGCAUCGCGUUUUUGGCAUCCCAGGAGCAGUUGACUUACUUUCGAAUAUCGCUGGACCCCUUGAUAAGCCUCGAGGAUAUGAAGAAAUCUCCUCUUCUCUCAAAAGCAGGCUUCUCAGGUUUUCUCAUCUUUGAAGCAACAAAGUGA
Messenger RNA from Chondrus crispus (carragheen), 1011 nucleotides. RefSeq lists its product as hypothetical. NCBI's taxonomy places the organism in Eukaryota, Rhodophyta, Florideophyceae, Gigartinales, Gigartinaceae. Gene Ontology annotation, molecular function: acyltransferase activity, transferring groups other than amino-acyl groups. The coding region runs from base 1 to 1011 and encodes 336 amino acids. The transcript has a single exon. The record is from RefSeq and is a predicted model, not a curated record.